This is a messenger RNA of Parasteatoda tepidariorum (common house spider), 1139 nucleotides long. RefSeq names its product sarcoplasmic calcium-binding protein. The record is from RefSeq and is a predicted model, not a curated record. Gene Ontology annotation, molecular function: calcium ion binding. Lineage: Eukaryota; Metazoa; Arthropoda; Arachnida; Araneae; Theridiidae.
AUAAAAGCACCUGACUUUUAACAGAUUCUCAUGACUGAGCUGCUUCAGUUAAUAAACUAGCCAUUUUCCAAUAGUUUUAAAAGAAGUAAAAAAUGACCAAAGAGGACUACAAGAAAAGACUCGUGGUUUUCUUCAGUGAGAAACUAGAUGCUGAUAAAAAUGGAUACAUUUCAUGGGACGACUAUAGAUUAAUGGCUCUGAGAACAACAUUCCAGCAAAACAGUGGUGAAUACAAUGAGGAUAUUCAUCGGAAAUAUUUGACUCACAGCAAACAAAUGUGGGAGAGCCUUUGUAAUGAUUUAGGAGGAAAUAAGGAUGGAAAAGUUCACUUUCAAGAUUUGGUUAAUUUCCUGUAUGACUUAACAAGUAGAACACGCCAUUUCGAAGAAUUGCCCGACUUUCUCCAGAAUUUGGCAAUCGAAGUUUUUCAUAUGGUUGAUAAAAAGUGUGACAUGAUGUGGGACAAAGAUGAAUAUCGGUUUGGUUCUGUCAUUUGGUGCUAUGUUACUGAACUCAAGGAAAUUGAUACUGCUUUUGAUUCAAUGAUGAGUAGUGAUGAUCGCAAAAGAGGUGGAAUAUCUCUAGAACGAUUCAAAGAGUUGGUGACAGAAUUUUUUACUUCUUUGGAUGCAAACACUCCGAGCAGAAACAUUUUCGGUCCGUUGGAUCCAAAUAUGGCUGAUGAAAUUUUAUGCCGAGCUGCUCCUCUCUGUUAAUUGCAAAUAUAUAUGCUAUGAUUUAAUUGCUCUUUUUAUAUUUUAAAUGCACAUAUUUCACGCUUGGUAACAGGAAUUGGCAUGUUUUAGAAAGGGUGUGCGUUAUAUUAUCUCAUUAUUUGUUGUGUUUUGGUUAAAAAAAAAAACAUUGGAAAGAUCUAACUAAUGUGUACUUACAGACAUUAAUUUGCUUACAAGCACAUUAUUUUAUCAAAAGCUUCUUACUUAUAGAUAAGUUUAUCAUAUAUUUAUUUUAUGAAUCUGUAACUCAUAUAGAUCAAAACGAAUUAAUGUAAAUUUUAUACCAAAAUUAUUACAAUACUAUUAUAUAUUAUUUAUAAAAUGCUUAUACUCAGGGGUGUAAUACAAUGUGUCAAAACUGAUAUAUGAGUAAUAAAAUAUGAUAACUGAAAAAAUCUGAAA